AUGAACCUGAAGGAGCAGAAGAACCAAACCAACUUUUCAGGAUUCAUCCUCCUGGGUUUCUCCUCCUCACCAGACUUCCAAGGAUUUCUCUUUCCCAUCUUCCUCUGUAUGUACCUGCUUUGUCUGCUGGGAAACCUCUUGAUAAUCUUGCUGAUCUUCUCCAAUGCCAGCCUCCUCCAUGCUCCCAUGUAUUUCUUCCUUUCUCACUUGUCGCUGGCUGACCUUGGAUUUAGUUCUGCCGCAGUGCCUAAAAUGCUGCACAACUUAGUGACCCAGACAAAAACAAUAUCCUAUAGUGGUUGUCUGACACAGAUGUAUUUCUUUGUGAGUUUUGCUGCUACCGAUAACUUUCUCCUGGCUUCCAUGGCAUAUGACCGCUAUGUAGCCAUCUGCCGCCCAUUGCAUUAUGCCAGAGUCAUGAGCUUCAAGCGCUGCCUUCUGUUGGCUGCUGGAUCUUGGCUCCUGGCUCAUUCCCACUCUUUGUUAUACAUUCUGUUGGUAUCUGAUUUUACUUUCUGUGCUUCUCGAGAAAUCCCCCAUUUUUUCUGUGACCUCCACCCUUUAUUGAAAAUAUCUUGUUCUGACACCUCCAUUGUUGAUAAGCUUCUUGUCAGUGAAGGUACAGCAAUUGUCCUUGGGCCUCUCCUACUCAUUAUCUUCUCUUACAUCUUCAUUGUCCUGAAGGUGGUGAAGCUUCCAUCUAGGUCCAAAAAGUACAAAGCUUUCUCUACUUGCAGUGCCCACCUCACUACUGUGGCUUUGUUCUAUGGCACUGUGAUAGGCACCUACCUCCGCCCAUCAUCUUCCUAUUCUGUCUCAAGAUUGAGAGUGGCAUCGAUAUUUUACACGAUAGUCACCCCUACACUCAAUCCUUUCAUAUACAGCCUGAGGAACAGUGAGAUACAUGCAGCCAUAAAGAGAUUGAUAAGGAAUUGGUUUUAG
Candoia aspera is the source of this 942-nucleotide messenger RNA. Its product is annotated as olfactory receptor 1L6-like. The coding region runs from base 1 to 942 and encodes 313 amino acids. Gene Ontology annotation, biological process: G protein-coupled receptor signaling pathway. Gene Ontology annotation, molecular function: olfactory receptor activity; G protein-coupled receptor activity. Lineage: Eukaryota; Metazoa; Chordata; Lepidosauria; Squamata; Candoiidae. The transcript has a single exon. The record is from RefSeq and is a predicted model, not a curated record. Gene Ontology annotation, cellular component: plasma membrane.